This is a messenger RNA of Miscanthus lutarioriparius, 927 nucleotides long. The record is from the annotation of a GenBank genome assembly. NCBI's taxonomy places the organism in Eukaryota, Viridiplantae, Streptophyta, Magnoliopsida, Poales, Poaceae.
AUGACAGGUGUGAAGGAUACCAAGAAGAAUAUGCACCAGGGCUAUCCCAAAGAAACACUGGUGCGUUUCCUUAAGGCUAGAGAGUGGAAUGUAUCAAAGGCUCAUAAAAUGAUUGUAGAUUCUUUGAAUUGGAGGAUUCAAAAUGAAAUUGAUAGUGUGCUGGAGAGACCUAUAGUCCCAGUAGAUUUAUACAGAUCAAUACGUGAUUCACAACUUAUUGGCCUGUCAGGAUACACAAAGGAGGGUCUCCCAGUUUUUGGCAUUGGUGUUGGACAUAGCACAUAUGACAAAGCUUCGGUCCACUACUAUGUGCAAUCUCAUAUCCAGAUUAAUGAGUACCGUGAUCGUAUAAUUUUGCCUAGGCUGACACAACAGUUUGGGCAGCCUGUUACCAAAUGUAUAAAAGUUCUAGAUAUGACUGGUUUGAAGCUAUCAGCACUGAGCCAAAUAAAGAUCUUGACUUCCAUAUCAACAGUUGAUGAUCUGAAUUACCCUGAAAAGACAGAGACCUAUUAUGUAGUCAAUGUUCCAUACAUAUUUUCUGCUUGUUGGAAGGUUGUGAAGCCCUUGUUGCAGGAGAGGACAAAAAAGAAGGUUAAAGUUUUGUCUGGCUGCGGGAGAGAUGAACUUCUGAAGAUUAUGGACUACUCGUCACUUCCCCAUUUCUGCUGCCGGGAGGGCUCUGGAUCAUCAAAGCAUUCAUCUACUGACGUCGACAACUGCUUCUCCCUUGACCAUCCUUUCCACAAAGAACUUUACGACCAUAUCAAAGAGCAAGCGUCGUGCAGGGAGCUCAUCAAGAUGGGAUCACUGCACGUCAGCAUUCCCGAGCCAGACCCAGAUGACGCGAAGAUCGUCGAGGUCAUCCAGGCUGAGUUCCAGAAGAUCGGUGAGCAGGAUGAAUCCCCCAACGGCAACAAGGAUUAG